This is a messenger RNA of Helicoverpa armigera (cotton bollworm), 2399 nucleotides long. Its product is annotated as carboxypeptidase N subunit 2. The transcript is spliced from 7 exons. Gene Ontology annotation, molecular function: protein binding. Gene Ontology annotation, cellular component: extracellular matrix. The record is from RefSeq and is a predicted model, not a curated record. Bases 166 to 2112 code for a protein of 648 amino acids. NCBI's taxonomy places the organism in Eukaryota, Metazoa, Arthropoda, Insecta, Lepidoptera, Noctuidae.
ACAUAGAGUUCAUAUUAAUCUCCUAUCACCUUAGUGUGCGUCAUUUUCAGCAAUGUACACACACAGCGCCGAUGGCGAUAAGACAACGAUAGGGAAACUUAUCAUUCCACCGCGAUUACGAGUCGAACGCAGAUGGGCUUGUGUCAUCGUUCUUAAAAAGUAAAAAUGCGCGCCCUUUUGUUUUUGACGUUCCUUUUUUUAAUAUUCAAAAAUGGAAGUGCUCAAGACGUUUAUGAAGAAAUUAUGGAAGAAGAAGUGUUGAAACUGAUCAAGUUGUGUGAUGUUUGCACGUGCAGUGAAAUCCCCGAUAUCGAUGGGACUCAUAUAGUGUUGUAUGUUCAGUGUUCGGAGUUCGAUAGGAUAGAAAAUGUUGCUGAUUUGGACAAGAUUGCAUGGCCUUUGAAUCCUAAUGGCUUGAAGAUAUCGGCCACUUUCGAUGGACUAGGACUGUCUACAUUGGGCAAGUUGCCGCCAAAUUCACAAGUGGAGACGCUCCGAUUCACAAACAACGCCAUAAAAGCUUACUGGCCAGAUCCUUUUAGCGACGUUCCAAAUUUGAAAAUUCUGUCAUUCUCGCACAAUGAGCUCACCACGAUCACGCCUGACCUUUUCACUAAUAUAAACGCUUUGGAAGAUCUAGACUUAUCGUAUAAUAAGCUGUCGGAGUUCAAUCCUUUAGAUUUUAGGCACUUACGUCAUUUGAAGAAGCUGAAUUUGCAAAGUAAUAAUUUGAAGCGGAUUCCGCUGGAUGCGCUGCAGCCUAUUACAGCGCUUGAAGAUUUGGAUGUCAGCAAGAAUGGGAUAUUCGACCUCAUUCUUCAAAGAAGUGACGUUGAGAAUUUGGCGCGCUUGAAGCGGCUGAAUUUGAAUGAGAACAGAAUUAGAUCUCUCACUAAGGAUUCCUUCCCACCGAAUAAUAGUCUAGAAUUUUUAGAUUUAUCAAACAACAUCAUAGAAAUAGUUGAAGAAGACACCUUCUUGACGUGCACGAAUUUAAGAGAAUUGAACCUUGCGCAGAACAACAUAACGUUGGUUUUCGCACUACCACCGGGGUUGCAGAUUGCCAUACUGAAAAUUAAUACUUUGUUCCAUUGGCCCAAGUUCCCUAGUGGGAUCAAGUAUAUCGAUCUGUCUUAUAACAGGCUGUCGGAUCUAUAUGACGAGAAUUCUGUUAAUUUUGAUAGUUUGGAGGUACUAAACAUCGGAGGAAACCAAAUAAAAGAAAUAAACAUAGAAAAGAAGUUACCAAGCUUAUACAGUUUGGAUCUAUCAUACAACUUGAUAGCUGAAAUACCAAAGACAAUUAGCACUCAAUAUUUUCCCAAUUUAGAAGAACUUCAUUUUGAUGGCAACCCUGUAGAGACGGUUUAUUUUAAAAAUAUAAUUGCCGUAAAGAGUUUGUAUAUGAAUGAGAUGAAGAAUCUUCGUGUGAUUGAUGAGAAGGCGUUUAGUAAUGUGGUAGGGAGGGCCGCAGAGGAAACGGAAAACGAUAUUAGUUGCUUCUCUCUGUAUCUGUCAAGUUGUCCAUCUUUGGAGGAGAUUAAGGCGGGAGCUUUUGAUGGUACUUCAGUUUGUAUGCUGGACAUAAGCAAGAACAACCUAACCUACUUACCAAAGAGCCUAGUAGACUGGUCCUCCGUGAGUGAGGGAGUGAACUUGCAGUUCAACCCGUGGAACUGCAACUGUGACAUGCAGUGGAUCGUCGAUGAGCUGCUUCCUCAGAUGUAUGCUACUAAGCAUUCUAGGUUGCUGGCUGAAUUGAGGUGUGGUUCCCCUCGCGCAUUUGAAGGCCUGCGUUUGGUUCACUGGUACAACUGGACGGAGCGAGCCAUGUGCGGGGAUGCGGCCUCUAGGAGCGGCGUGCAUGGGAACUAUAUGCUGGAACCAUCAACAGACAACCUAGGCCCACGUGUGACGAACUUAACCCUAAUCCUAGGCGCCAGCAUCAUAGUAUCUUUACUCGUAGCAAUAGCUUUAGCCGUCUACUUAAUAAAGACGAGGAAGAAAUACCGCAUUCGUCGCGCCGCCAUGAAACGAAAGAGGCAAAGUGCUACGGACAUUACAAAUGGACAUAAAGAACAGUUUACUAACUUAAAUACUAGUAAAGUUUGAGAUUUUGAGGGAAUUUGUGGUGAAAUGUGUGGGUGAUGCAGUGUUUAAGUUUAGUGGUUCUGAUUUGCUUGCGAUUGUAAGAGUGAACGAUGUGGUAGAUUGUGACGAACUCAAAAUCGUGACGAACUUGUGGUUUAACUGGAUAUGAUGACGAACCUUUCAAGGUUUAUGUUUUUUUUCAAAGGUCGCUUAAAAUGCAAAGUAAAUCAAAAUAUAAUAUUCCUCAUUUAAGGCAGAAAUAAUUCAUAUAAUGUCACAUCGUUCGCUUACACUAUCGUUAGCAAUUA